CAAACGCAGACACUACCAUGGACAAGAUUAAGGAGAAACUUGAGAAACUUAGGAUCGAGGCCGAUACUAGCAUUUCUCGUGCUGAAAAGGCAGAGCUUGAGGUUAAAGAGCUCAAGGCAGAGCUUGCCAAGAAGGAGACUGAAGUCCAGACUUUCCAAAACAAGAUCUCUCUUUUGCAGAUGGAUCUCGAAAGAGCCGAAAAACGUGCUGACGAGAACAAGGUAAAGAAGGCAGAGAGCGACAAGGGUGAUUCUGUCAAGGAGGCUCUUGAGCGAAAGCUCCAGAUGCUUGAAAAGCAGCUUGACGACAAGGAACACGACCGCAAAGAAUCAAUUGAAAAAUCUCGUGCUCUUGAACUCCACGCUGAAACUCACGAGCGCAAGGCUAAACAGAUUGAUGCUGAACGUCAAGAUUUUGAACGCCGUCUUGAUGAAAUGACCAAAAAGUACGAGCAUGUCAAGGCAGAGCUCGAUCAAACAUUAAAGGACCUCGAGGGACUUUAGAUCUUGCUCUACUGCCGCUACUUUCUAAAAUCUGCUUACUUAUGUCUCAACUUUUUACUUUUUGUGCGACUGUAAUACAUUUCUGUCUCUACUUUGAGAGUGAUGAAGUCUUUAUUGCAUCUAAAAGUCUUUAUUCUUUCUGUCUGCUAUUGCAAUAAAUGGAGUUGUU
Messenger RNA from Batrachochytrium dendrobatidis JAM81, 672 nucleotides. RefSeq lists its product as uncharacterized. The transcript is spliced from 4 exons. The record is from RefSeq and is a predicted model, not a curated record. Bases 18 to 503 code for a protein of 161 amino acids. Lineage: Eukaryota; Fungi; Chytridiomycota; Chytridiomycetes; Rhizophydiales.